Molecule: messenger RNA, 1103 nt
Organism: Pocillopora verrucosa
Lineage: Eukaryota; Metazoa; Cnidaria; Anthozoa; Scleractinia; Pocilloporidae
Source: RefSeq, a predicted model, not a curated record
GGGAUACAUUUGCUCAAUGUGUAAAGUUGGUUUCAUGGGAGAAAGAUGUGAACAAGAUAUAAACGAGUGCAUCAGUGACACCCACGGUUGUCACUAUAAUGCAAGCUGCAACAACACAUUUGGUUCAUACACAUGCCAAUGCAAGCCAGGAUUUAGUUGCACAUUUCAAGCCGUUUUUACAAAUCUCAAUGCCACUGGAAGAUAUGGUCCAACGAUGUUGGGUAGCCACUACACAGGUCAGGAUCAUGACGGACAAGUUACACUGUCCAGCGGUAUUCAACAAUGGAAUGUGCCGUACACUGGUGACUACAGAAUAGAAGCGAUCGGAGCAGCAGGAGGGUACGAUCCAUUUCAAAGCAGUGCUCAGUACCGAGGAAGAGGAGCAAUUAUGAUCGGAACAUUUCGCCUAAACAAGGGUGAAGUCAUACAAAUAAUUGUUGGUCAAGAAGGAGGAAUAAACAAGCUGAGGUGGUCUUCUGGAGGUGGUGGAGGUACAUUUGUAGUGAGAGGAGCCAAUACACCUUUGAUGGUAGCUGGAGGCGGGGGAGGCGUACAAAGUGUCAAUUCAAGACAUGGAGGAUGUGACGCCAGCACACAAACAGCAGGGAAUCCUGGAUACAAAUCAUGGUCAGGGGGAAGCAAUGGACAUGGUGCACGGACUGCUGAUAAUAGCUCUCAUUCAGGUGGAGGUGGUGGCGGCUUUUGUUCAAGUGGAAGAAGUGGAGCGUAUUUUCAUGGAACCGUUGGAGAGGGUGGAGAGGGUGGUAAGGGAUUUCUUCAGGGAGGGGUGGGUGGGAGAACCCGUUUCAACGAUACCACCGGUGGGUUUGGGGGAGGAGGCGGGGCUUGGGGAUGGGGAGGGGGCGGAGGAGGAGGAGGAGGGUACUCUGGGGGAGGUAGUGGUAAACACCUGAUUGAUUCCUGUGGCGGUGGAGGUGGAUCAUUCAAUGCUGGAAACAACCAACAGAAUGAUUGUUGUUACAACUCUGCAGGUCAUGGUCAGGUGACGAUAACGUUACAGUAGAGUAAACUAACCAUAAGCUACCAAACUGAAAAAAAAUCAGUAGACUGAGAGUGUGAAUCAGGGCGUUGGACGUUAUAUU